AUGGCCGAACACCAUUACAAAUUCAACGUGACCAUGACCUGCAACGGUUGCUCCGGCGCAGUGGAGCGCGUGCUCAAGAAACUCGACGGAGUCAAAGAAUACGCCGUCUCCCUUGAUACGCAGACCGCAGACAUCACCACUGAAGACUCCGUUUCGUACGAGACAGUGCUCGAAAAGAUCAAGAAGACGGGCAAGACCGUCAAUUCAGGAGAGGCUGACGGUGUCGUUAUGGCUGUGUAA
This is a messenger RNA of Rhinocladiella mackenziei CBS 650.93, 240 nucleotides long. RefSeq lists its product as uncharacterized. Gene Ontology annotation, molecular function: metal ion binding; copper chaperone activity. The transcript has 2 exons. The record is from RefSeq and is a predicted model, not a curated record. Lineage: Eukaryota; Fungi; Ascomycota; Eurotiomycetes; Chaetothyriales; Herpotrichiellaceae. The coding region runs from base 1 to 240 and encodes 79 amino acids. Gene Ontology annotation, biological process: copper ion transport. Gene Ontology annotation, cellular component: cytosol.